Syngnathoides biaculeatus (alligator pipefish) is the source of this 10554-nucleotide messenger RNA. RefSeq lists its product as uncharacterized. The transcript has 2 exons. NCBI's taxonomy places the organism in Eukaryota, Metazoa, Chordata, Actinopteri, Syngnathiformes, Syngnathidae. The record is from RefSeq and is a predicted model, not a curated record. The coding region runs from base 4858 to 5979 and encodes 373 amino acids.
UUAAGAAUCACAUGAAAACUUUCCCAUCAAAAGUCAGUUUCUUUCCAGUGUUUCAAUCAAUUAUUCACUGAUUUUAAAUUGAUACAUACCGUAAAACAUUGGACAAAAACCACACAUGCGCAAGAAAAUUAAUACCCUUUGGAGCGAUUGGUAAAUAACUACUUGCCUCUCAAACACUCCUUUGACAACAAAAUUGAAUAUUAAAACAUGCUGACACGACUGCUGUGAGAAAAAUAUUGCAUACUAUGAAGUGGUAGUAAUGUAAUAUUUUAGCCAUCGUAGCUGUGAGAUGGAAUCCCCUCACCUUCAGAAUGACAACUUUUCAGGAAAUUAAAAAAAGGAAAAAAAUACAGCUUGCUUGUGUUUCCAAAAACGGCUUUGUUCAACUUGGUCGUGUUUUGUUGCAACACAUGAACAACAGCUUGCGCCCCAAAAUCAUGUUGAAUCACAAAUUAACUGCGCUAAAGAAAAUAACCAAUUUAUGAAUUGGGUUGGAGAAGGAUGUCAUCAUAAUGCCAAGUGCCCAUGUUGCACGUUUGAUAUGGCGUGAUUACAUCGGAAGUGAGUGUAGUUUGCGCAGAUAGAUGAGAAUCCGUGCGGGACAGCGUGAUUGCUGCAGAUGAUGUGGGCAUUACCAAAUUCACCUCCUUCGCCUGAACGCUCGAGGCUGGGACAGCUGAACUAGUCCGCGAAGGAAAGUUGGUGCCUCCCAGAGAGGAAGCCCGCCCCUUGCCAAAUUUACAGCAUUGAUGAAUGCGUCAGAUCUCGGAAGCUAAGCGGGUUUGGCCCUGGUUGGUACAUGGAUGGGAGACUGCCUGGGAAUACCAGGUGCUGUAAGCUUCUCUCCCUGGAUCCAGAGGGGUUGCGUCAGGAAGGGCAUCCGGCGUAAAACUGUGCCAAACAAAUAUGCGUUCAUCUAAGAUGACACGCUGUGGCGACCCCUAACGGGACAAGCCGAAAGGAAAAGAAGAAGAAGAAGAAGAUGAAUGUGUCCAAACGUGUCAUGAGAACAAACUCAAAUGAAGAACGCAAGGCAAAGCGAUCUUUCGCAUCCGGUGGGUAAAGAGCAUUAAAAUUACACCAAAAAAUGGCAGGGAAGUAUCACAUCCUUACGAGCCACAGGCAAUAAUGCAAGAAACACAGCUUCAUGUCCCAAAACUGUCAACUAUCAUCACUAAAACAAAGAGACAUUUGUACUCAAGGCACGUUAAUAUUCUGAAAAUAUGAGUCACCCAAUAUUUUAGAUUACCGUAUUUUCCAGACUAUAACUCACUUCGGAGUUUAAGUCGCACCUGCCAAAAAAUAGAUAAUAAAGAGGAAAAAACAGAAAACGCACUGGAGUCUAAGUCACAUUUUUAGGGGAAAUCUAUUUGAUAUAUGUGCAGCAGGGGCUGCAUGGUGGAACAGCUGAAGAGAGUUGGCGUCACAGUUACGAGGACCAGGGUUAAAAUUCUGGCCCUGCCUGUGUGGAUUUUCCAUGUUCUCCCAGUGCCUCGGUGGGUUUCUUCCCACAUACCAAAAACAUGCAUUGAUUUGAGAUUCCAAAUUGCCCCAAGGUGUGAUUGUGCAUGUGACUGUUGUCUUUCUCUGUCUGUUGUCUCCAACCCUGUGAUUGGAUGGCAACCAGUUCAGUGUGUAUACUACCUCCUACCCAAAGAUAUUUGUGAUAGGUUCCAGAACUCCUGUGACCCUUGUGAGGAUAAGUGGCUCAGAAAAUGGAUGCAUGUAUAUAUAUUUUGACAUAUUAGACCAAUAUUCUAGCUUUUGCAGAUCAGAUAAACUCAAAUCAGAUCAUCAGCCGUUUGGGGACCUUUGUUAUGGGUCAAAACAAUAAAGUUGGUUCACCGAAUACAAGAAUUAUGACUGUCAAUCAAUCAGAGUAAUUACUUUCAUUUUACACAUUUACAUUAAAAGCUUCUUGAUCGUGGCUAUUUCUACUGGCACACAUGAGGGUCUGAGCCUGAUACUGAGAAGAGAAUCUCUGACCACAAACUGUGCAGGAAUAAGGUUUCUCACCAAUAUGCGUUCCUGUGCGUGAUUCUAAGUUUCCCUUCUGAGCAGUCACUCACAUUUGAAACAUGUACAGCUGUGGUCAGUCAUGUUCCAAGAUAAUGUUACGGGUGUGACUAGGGAUGGAAUUUCAAGACCUUAAAAUAACUUAUUGGAUUAAUAUAACAUAACUGUAAAUUAAAAAUAAAAUAAACAAAUACAUAACUAAAAUAGAAAACAACAAUUUCAAACUCAGAAAUGAUAAUUUCCAAUUUCAACUGAUAUUAGUAGAACAUUAUAUUAAACGGUAUUUAACAUUUUUCAUCAAUAAAAAUUUUUGAUCUGACAAACUAUCUGAAGAAAAGUUAAAUGCACUGGACUGUCAAGGAAUAAACACGAAUGGUCUAUACCUGCAAUGUUUUGAAAAUACUGAAAGUUUAGCUCAACAUAAUCGGCGUUAGUGGCAAUAAGCUAGCGAUAUAUUGUAACAAACAUUCCUGUUGGCAAUCGUGAUGUAUUGUUAUAAUCUAGCGUAAUUUACGGUGGUCUCUAUUGUCAAUCCAUUGAUGAGAGCUGACAGUAGAUGAUCUAUAUCUCCCUAAAGCAUGUAGAGUGGAAAAGCUUUCAACUUCAAGAUAAUGACCGUUAGAACUUAGAUCAAGUCAAAGUAAAUCACAAUCUUACAUGUACUAUAGUUGGCUGGGCGGGAGUGGGGGGAGGGGUGCACGCGCGCUACACCGCGACUGCCGUAAAUAGGAGCCCGUCUUGCUAGAACACACCUUUAUGUGCGUGCGCUCAAUGUAUUGACCACACUUGAAUCAAGCAACGAGGUGGAUGAUAGUCUAACGUCUUUUUUUUUAUGGGCACGCCGUCAAAUGAUCAACCAAAACUGCCUCACGAUCGACGCUGUUUCCGGGUGAAUACUGAUUGUUUAGGAGUAGGCUUGUUUAGUUAACAACGUUUAUGAAAUAAACACGUAAAUAAUGUCAUAACUAAACAAAAUAAGUGACGUCUUUCAAUAUCUAUUUUUUCUACUCUUAAAUUUUACACAUGUGCUUUUUCAUGCUCGACUGUGCAGAUUUGCAAGCACGAAAGCGCAGUCGCUCUGGUCAAAUGUGAGUGACUGCUUCUGUGUGUUCCUGAGUCUGAUUUUAAAGCCCAAGUGUCAUGCCUAUAAACAUCCUAAAGUAGAUAUUGUAAUGAAAAAUACAUAACAUUAUUCACUUCAAUGUCUCAACAAAAAAAUAAAUAUGAGCGGAGAUUUAGUUAUGACAUUUACGUGUUUAUUUCAUAAACGUUGUUAACUAAACAAGCCUGCUCCUAAACAAUCAGUAUACACCCGGAAACCAUCUACGCGCAAAGUUGCAGAAGUCUCAAUCAACAUUCAAGUGGUAGCCAUAUUGGCUGCUUCUUCUGUCUGUGACCUCACACUGGGACAUUCGCCAUUGAAAAAACGAUGUACCACCUACUAAGGGAGACGAACACGCCCCUUCUGACACGGAAGCUCUUUGCGAAGAAGAGAACGUCUCACAACCGAGUGAAGUGACCGGGGCAAUAUUACGUCCUUUGCACCUGUGCAAUUCAUUUUUCAAGACGAACCAGGUUUUGGAAAAGCAUGAAAACAGAAUCCAUCAUCCCAAGUGUUUGAGCAAUAUCCAGCAAUACAACGAGCCGGCAUUUUGGCUAACACGAACGAACAACGAGCUACCGUCCAGCAGGUAAAACUAGUAGACAAACCGCUUGAGUGCGCUACUGACUGUACGUCACUUCCUGUUUCUUCUCGAAAACAAAUCCCUCGAGAGGAUUUUCAUGGCGGGUGUUACAAAAAGCCAUGUACGUCAAAAUCAUGUUUUGUGGUGAAAGAACGGAUGGGUCCAUACUGGCUGCCGUUUUUUCAUUAAAAACACACUAAAAAUCAUGCAUUUCACUAGUGAGAAACCUUUUUCCUGCUCAGUUUGUGGUAAAAGAUUCUUCCAGAAGGGAACCUUAAAGGUUCUCACUCAUACAAUAAUAGCCAAUCAGAUAGCCGCAUUGUCUUAACCCCUGGCUUGACACGCCCCUCUCGCCAUAUUGUCCCACAAGCAAAGCUGGUUGUCAGUAGUGUGUGCUUGGAAAAGUUAAUGUUAGAAGAAAAUGGUCCUCAGAUGCGGUUGGGGAACGUGCAAUUCUGAUGAAGGAUAUCCUGCUAGGUUACAAGGGGCCAGGUUGAUUAAUUUUCCAGAUUUUCCUAAAACAGAGUUGACGAAGUGUCUACGAUGGAUUAAGGCUCGCGGAAGAGUGCUGAAGUAAGAAUAAUUUUAUUGUGUUGUUUUUCCAUAAUUAAAAGAUGUUUCGCAAUAGCUUCGUAUAUAUUUCGCAAUAGCUUUGUAUAACUUAAAAGACGAUCGCAAUAGCUUUGAAUAACCAGCAAUGUCAUAAAAGGAUGUUUGGAUAACCAGCAAUGUCAUAAAAAGAUGUUUUUGUGUUAUAUGAUGUCGUGCAACGCCAUCUGUUGGUAACAAAGAAUAGUGUGGCGUCAGGCGGGAUGAAUUGGCCACUCACCCCUCCUUCCGCACACGCUUAGAGUAUAAAAGGAGAACUUUGGAUACUCUCGGUAGAGUCUGCUGCGGGUUGCGUACGGACGCCCAGCCGGUAUUGAAGCUGCUCUACCUGGAGUGUUGGCUCUCCCUCCUAUUGGCGCACGUGGUAACCAUAUCUGUUGCAGCUUGGUGGGUGCUUGUUGAAGUGGGAGCUGUUGAUUGGACGACCCUCGACGGGAGGACGCAGAGAUGGAGGACAUCUGGCGCCGAGGAAUUGGAAAUGACUGGGUCAUCUGCCUCCUUGCCGUUGGUGCCAUGGUCCGACUCUCCUGGGGAAUGACCGAAGGUCAUGCGUGCGAGCAACAUCACCUGUGAUCUUCCCAUAAUGAUGUGUAAGGUGACAGUCUCCGCUUCCUGCGUCAUGUGUAUGUGGGAUUCGGACGAAUGGAGAUAUUGGGGGUGUCAUGCUGAUCAUCGAGGAACGACUUGGACGGCAAUUGCAGAAGAGGAUUUCAUCAUCGGGGAGGUUGGGGAUGAUGGUGAUAUGAGGUGGGGGUAUUAUAUCACGGUCAUUUCUAAAGAAACAAUGACGCCAAAAAUAACUCAAACACACUUGACUCCCAUUCUUGACACCUGUACACACCUAGCUCAAGCAGUGGUUGAAACCAAGAUAUACUGGACAAUUCACUUUCCCCCGAUUCCGAUAUGUAAUAGAAUAAAAAGGGCAUGGUAUGAUACAUUGUUGGGGGGAACGGGAACCGUAUUGGGAUUGGCAAAUACUGCUGAUAAUGAGGUAACUAGGACCAUGCUGUCCAAUACUGGAGAACACUCUGCCAGGGCCUUGCAUCAAAUAGGGGUUUGGCUUCCUAAAGCUCUGGUGGGACAAAAAGAAAAUGCAAAACUUUGGAAAACAGUGUUUAAUUGGGAUAUCAAAUUAUGGGACGAAGCAGAGAACGUGCUUCAGAACUUGACAGAACAGAGUAGCUGGACAGUAUGUAGUAUUCAAACUCUACACGCUGCGGCUCAAAAGGAGUCGUUUCUAAGGAUAGUUACGUCGGGAAAUUAUCAAGAGUGGCGGAAGGUUUGGAACAUUUCCGACUCUUUGUGGUUGACAUUACAUCCCGAACAUACCAAAUGUAACAAAAAUAAAUGUACGGGGUAUUGGACCCAGUACAACGUGACGACAACAAAGGUGGUUUGUAAAUAUCAGGUUUUGCCUGUUAUAACGACAAGUGGAUAUUGGUUUUUACACAUGGACGGAGAAUGGUUUGAACCAAAAACCAACAAAACCUUUAAAUCAGACUUAUGUGAUUUAACAGACCAAGGGUUGGCUUGCAGAUUACAACAUGCGUACUCGAAUCCGUGCCUAACCGACUCAGAGGUUGUACUUUGUGAUUGGACUAGGGAGCCAGUCAGAGAGAUGAUGUGGCAAGUUGGACCGCAUACUCUGUGUGGCUACAACACAAAAUAACUCACAAGUACUUUCGGUUCCUUUUGUAGGAUGCCUUCAAGAUGUACACACAUGGCGCUGGGGAAACAUGACGUAUUGUUUGACUAACUAUUCGGAGUCCCGCAGGUUGACUCCGGUCCAGUGGGAGGUACUACGCUCCCCCUGGUCAGUGUCUCUGGAACGAUUCAAAUGUGCAUUGGAGAGUUCUACAGACAUCCAAAAACUCAUCAAGUCACAUGCAUCUAACAUUUCCAGUCUCAUGGUGUCAACUAUGGUAGUAAAAGGGGAAGUAGUGCAUGCCGCUAAAUUAGUACAACAGGCGUCAGCUCAUCAUUGGUGGGACAUCUUCACAGGAAUGUCCUCCACUGCGCGUACUACUUUCUUGCCACCCUUGAUCGUGUUAAUGAUUGUUAUUUGUGUGCUUACGCUAUGCAAUAUGGGAACUUGCUAUUAUGUGCGACGCAUCCGUCUUGAGGUAGAGAAGGAAAUAUAUAAUCGCCUAUAAUCAAUUGCUUACAUUUUGAAUGAUGGAAAAACAUUAAGAGUGGAAUGAAGUAAGAAUAAUUUUAUUGUGUUGUUUUUCCAUAAUUAAAAGAUGUUUCGCAAUAGCUUCGUAUAUGUUUCGCAAUAGCUUUGUAUAACCUAAAAGACGAUCGCAAUAGCUUUGAAUAACCAGCAAUGUCAUAAAAGGAUGUUUGGAUAACCAGCAAUGUCAUAAAAAGAUGUUUUUGUGUUAUAUGAUGUCGUGCAACGCCAUCUGUUGGUAACAAAGAAUAGUGUGGCGUCAGGCGGGAUGAAUUGGCCACUCACCCCUCUUUCCGCACACGCUUAGAGUAUAAAAGGAGAACUUUGGAUACUCUCGGUAGAGUCUGCUGCGGGUUGCGUACGGACGCCCAGCCGGUAUUGAAGCUGCUCUACCUGGAGUGUUGGCUCUCCCUUCUAUUGGCGCACGGUAAGAGCUGGAUAUUCUUCUAAGAGCUGGUUGGAUAUUACUUAGCUUCAUACCACGUGAUUUGUGCUUGUGCUUGUGUUACCAUUUCUGUGUGGGACCAAUAAAGUGCCAAUUGUUGGUAGCCAGAAGUAUGUCUUGUCUUCAUUUCUGAGUGCCUAUCUCCGACGAACCUAUUAAAAUUUGAUACCGAACUCCUGAGCGAGGUAUCAGAAAUGUUUUAAAACAAGUGCACGUACAACUAAGUGUCAACAAUAUCAACAAACACAAGUCUGUAUGUUCGAAGGUAAGUAAGGAAGAAGUAACUUCUCUGAGUUUGAUUUAAUUAUUAUCAGUGCUUUAUACAUUGCAGGAGAACAACUUUCACUUUGUUAGUGUAUGUAUCACUGACUUGAUGAAUGAAGUAUGUUUUAUGCCAAAGAGUCAGGUUAGUGAUAUGUAAAUGCGGGAUUUGAUCCAAGAGAAAUGUCUAUUUUCCUAUUUGUAUCACAUCAGAGUUUUAAGACAGACCACUGGGUUCCAUUAUGAGUUGAGUCAAAUGAAUACACACACUCACUUAUAAAGACUACAAUGAUAUUACUGGUGAUCUUCACAAGUAAACAGUACUCACUCUGCUUUACCUGUGCAGUACGAUUCCACUAUUUUAUCCUGUUGGAUUCCAAUAUAAGUUUGUGAGGCAUCAAACUUUUUCAUCUGGUGACUACGGUACUGACUGAGUUAAUCACCAUUGUUUAAAUGUGGAAAAUCGAACCUAACUCACUUAUAAAGACUCCAAUGAUAUUACUCAUGAGCUUUCCAAGUAAAAAGUACUCACCCUGCUUUACAUGCACACUAUGAUUCCACUAUUUUAUCCUCUUGGAUUUCAAUAUGAACUUUGUGAGUCGUCCAACUUUUUUUGCAUCGAUCGCCAACGUUUCGCUGUAACUCUGACAUUGGGUCCUGCUCCGUCCAAAACCUUAAUUCCGUGUACAUAUCCUUGCGUGAAAUAGUUGAGACCUCUCUGUGGAACUCUCUUGGACAAGUGUGACGCAUUUGGCAAAAAACAUACCGCAAUACUAUCGGGAAUAUGCGAUAGAGCAUCCACUUCAAACACGUUCUAUUCAGUCGCCAUUUUGGAAGCUUGUGGGACAUGGCAAAUGUAGCUUAAGAGGCGGUGGCGCUUAAAAUCGUCAGUCAGAAAGGUCAAUUAACUGCGAAAAAUGAGGGAUUACUGUUUUGCUUUUCUCAUCAGCACACUAGUGUGUCUGAGCCUGCGACUUUUCAGAAAACCUUUGACCACAAAUUGAGCAAGGAAAAUGUUUCUUACCAAUGUUUUCUCGUGUGUACAGUGUGCCUAAUCGCGGUUCACUUUUGGCAACCCCACAUACACACAGUUUUUUUUUUUUACUACUUACCUCGAGGUUGUCAUGGUUCUGCCGGUCCAGCCUGGGCUGUGCAUGUUCCCGCACAGUCGCACUGAUUAGGAGACGCACACCUGCGCCUGAUUGACUCCGGUAGAUAGAGGACCCAGGGGACGACUGGUCCGGCACCAGAUCAUUGCAACUCAUGCCCCGUUCCUGCACUCCCGUACUCUUGAUCGUCAACCCUCGUGUACCGACCUUCGCCUGUCCUCCGACCAACCCCGUAAGCAUGACGUCUUUGAUACUCCUACCUGCUCUGAUCAAUCUUCCGUGUACGGACCCCUGCCUGCCCGCGGACCUGCUCUUUAAGCCCGACGUCCUGAUUACCGCUGCCCCACUUGACUGUCUACCUGAUCCUCGACUUUGGACUGAAUAAACACUUUUCCCGAACUACCUUUCCGUCUACGGAGUCCUGCAUUUGGGGUCCUCCCUCUGUCUCGAUGGGUCGUGACAGAGGUCUUAAAUUCUCUUCUAAAAAGACGGGGCGCCACUUCAGACAUGGCACCUUACAAUGUGAUGCACCUAAUGUGCACACUGAGUUAGAACAUUUGCAAAUGUUGUUGUGUGACUCAUCCAACAAGUAUACUUGAAAAGACUGGUUACACUGUUAGCAUGCAUGCCUGCAACUGUUUUAGCAUGUAUGUAAGCUACCACAUGAUGGCAUUCAUGAGGCAGUGAGAAGCAAUGGACCUUUCCGCCAUGUCAAUCACUCACACAAUAACAGCCAAUCUGAUACCCGCAUUGUCUUAACCCCUGGCUUGUCCCGCCCCUCUCCCAGCCAUGUCCCACAAGCAACACUUUUUGUCAGUAGCGUGCGUUUUGAAAAGUUAAUGUUAGGAAGAAAUUGGUCCUCCGAUGCGCAUGGGGAACAUGCAAUUCUGACGAAAGAUAUCCUGCUAGAUUACAAGGGGCCCAGUUGAUUCAUUUUCCAAAGCCUAAAACACAGUUGAGGAAGUGUCUACAAUGGAUUAAGCCUUGCAGAUAACCUCUCGUACAACUCAGUCUGAAAAAUAUCAACACAAGGCUGUAUGUUCGAAGGUAAGUGAGGGAGAAAUAACGUAAAUGGAUGAUGUCAUGCAAGAGAAAUGUCUAUUUACCUAUUUGUAUCGCAUCUGACUUUUAAGACAGAGCACCGGGUUCCAUUACGAGCCAAGUCAAAUGAAUACACCAACUCACUUAUAAAGACUACAAUGAUAUGACUCGUGAUCUUUCCAAGUAAAAAGUACUCAUCCUGCUUUACAUGCUCAGUACGAUUCCACAAUUUUAUGCUGUUGGAUUUCAAUAUGAACUUUGUGAGUCGUCCAACUAUUUUUGCAUCGAUCCCCAACGUUUCGCUGUAACUCUGACAUUGGGUCCUGCUCCGUCCAAAACCUUAAUUCCGUGUAGAUAUCCUUGCGUGAAAUAGUUGAGACCUCUAUGUAGAACUCACUUGGACAAGUUCGACGCAUUUGGCAAAAAACAUACCCCAAUAUUAUAUGGAAUAUGCGAUAGAGGACCCAGUUCAAACCUAUUAUGUUCAGUCACCAUUUUGGAAGAUUGUGGGGCAUGGCAACUGUAGCUAAGGGGGGCAGAGCUGAAGAUCGCCAGUCAGAAAGGUCCAUUGCAUUUCACCUCUGUAAGCAGCAGAAGCUUACAUCACCCCACAUACUGCCUCUCUAGGCAGGUCAUUGCUGACAAAAGCAUGCUGGAUGCAGCGUUUAAAGUGCAUGUUUUGUGUCAUUAUUUCUUGAGUCCUUCUUUUAUUUGUUUUAAUUAUCUGCUAGUUAUGCUAUUCUGUUUGUUGUGGUGUGAUAAUUUUAGUUUUGAUGUGACAUCGUGAGUGUGCAGAACAUCGUCAUUAAUGACCUGCCUACACAGGCAGUGUGUGGAACAAUGUCAGAUUCUUCUGCUUUCAGAUGUGAGAUACAAUUGUUUCUCAUUAACUCGUGAGUGCCAUCAUUAGUUGGUAGCUUACAUACAAACUAAAACACGUGCUGACAUGCACGCUGACUGUGUAACCAGUGUGUAUUAAUAAUGCAUCCAUUAUUUGUUGAUUUUUGUUAUUUGCGGGUGUGUAAGUAAGAAAACUCCCAUGAAUAACAGGGAGACACUGUAUUUUCAAUUUUCCCUUGAGUGAAUUUGUGACCACAAACUGAGCAUGCUAGAAGAUCCUCACCAGUGUGUAUUUUCACGUGUUGUUUGAAAUUGCUCUUAGAAACUAAUGUUUUCCGACAUUGAGAACAUUUCCAGCAUGUGUUGGCAGUGUAA